AUGCGCCCUCUAACACCUCCCCGUACGCGGCGCCGCGCUAACUAUGGGGUGUCCCGCGAUACCGAAUCCAUUGCAACCGUUCCGUCACCAGCGCCUCCUCGAGCAGCUCCUGCCAUGUCCCCGCAUCUCCCCGCGCUCAUCGCAACGCUGCUCUUCGCAAGCUUGAUGAUCCAUGGGCCCGCACUAUCCGCCGCGCAGCCCGCGUACUCCGCCGUGGGAGUUCCCACGGCGAUCGUAGCGGGCGGCGUGUACAACCCGUUAACGGGCGACGUCUACAACCAGGCAUGGCAGAUCAACUCGCUUACGCAGCGCGAGACGGGCUACUCGUCGAAUCCCGACGCGAACAACAACGCGGAGCUCACCUCGUGCGCGGUCUCCACGGACGGCAAUGCCUUCACGUCGUCGGGCGACAAGUACGUCAACAUGAUUAAGUACACCACCAGCGGGCCGGUAGCGCUUCCGGCUUUGCCGCUCAACAUCAACGUCACGACCGUCGCCCUGGGAGGACCGUCGGAGCGGCUUCUAGUCGUGGCGGACGGGACCGUCGCCGCUGGCGGCGCCGUCGGGAUUCGGCGCGACACGCUGCAGUCGACGGUGCUGGUUGCGCCUGGGUGGCAGUGCAUGUCGGCUAGCUUCUGCUCGUCGUUCGUGCUGCUGGCGUGCCACGACACGGCAACCGACGCCAACGUGCUCGUCACCGUCCCAUUCGACGCCGUCACUGGCGCCUUCCAGACCGCUGCCAAGGCUUCUUUCGCCAUCCCGUUCCCGCCGGCUCAGGCGGCAUGUUCCCCGAACGGCGGAUUCGUGGCUGCGUUGCGCAUCGACGCGAAGACCGUGUUCACGUACAAGUUGCCUCUCGUCGCGCCGCUUACCGCGCUCUCCACGUCGCAACUAACCCCCGGAAUGCCCGGCUCCAUGGCCUUCGACGCUACCAAUAGCGAGAUUCUUGUAACGAGCGCUGCGGACUUUCCGGGCCUGCCCGGCGACGCGUACCUUGGCACGCUCGACACCGUCGGGUACACCGAAACGGGAGGCGCGGAGCCCGCGGCGCGGAUAGGCGCGUUUCAGUACACCACCGCGUCGCCUGUGGGCGGCCAGGUCGCGGUGUACCCGAAGCCGACGGUUGGUUACGUGGCGUUGCCGGAGGGGCUUUACGUUGUGCGGCUCGUGCAGGACGGCGCGCUCGACUACGGCACCGCGUUCUUCGCCACGCUCGGCGCCGUGCAGGACGGGUGGAGCUACUUCGCCACCGCCGUCUGCGCGCAGCGAUUCGUCGCCGCUCCGCCGCCCCCCAGCCCGCCGCCUCCUCCCCCCAGCCCUCCCCCCAAGCCCCCGAGCCCUCCGCCAAAGCCCCCUAGCCCCCCGCCCAGACCCCCCCCUCCCCCGAAGCCUCCGAGCCCUCCGCCAAAGCCCCCUAGCCCCCCGCCCAAACCUCCCUCUCCGCCUAAGCCGCCGAGUCCGCCCCCCAAGCCUCCCAGUCCACCCCCGAGGCCACCUCCCCCCCCGAAACCUCCCAGCCCGCCGCCUAAGCCGCCUCCAUCGCCGCCAAAGCCUCCGAAUCCUCCGCCGAAACCGCCCAGCCCGCCUCCGCCGAAGCCUCCGCCUCCGCCUCGCCCCCCUCCACCCAAGCCGCCAAGCCCGCCCAAGCCACCAAGCCCGCCUCCGCCACGUCCUCCGCCACCGAAGCCUCUGCUGACGAGCACUCUGGCGACGACGGCGUCUGUGCUGUCGGAGUGGACGGGCGGCGACGCUGGUGUGUUCGCCACCGUCGCCAGCGACGCUGACUCCGCUGUGGCGCGACACCCGCCCGCUAGGACUGCGCCCCGCGCGUACUAUGGCGUCGCGCAGCCGCCACCAGAGCCGACGUCGUGCUACGUGGGCACGAACGCACUGUGUGCGUUUCAGCUGGACUGCCUGGACUUUGGCGCGAAGAGGGGAUGCACGUGCAUGAAUGACAUCAUCCCGCAAGGGCAGUGUAGAUACGCCAGUGCAUGUCUGGACACUACGGCGUGCCCAGUGGAGGCCACGUGCACCACCACACAGAGGGGCCGCACAGUGUGCGCUUGCCCUAUUGGCUACCGGCCUUUGAAGCAGCGUGUGGGUGACAUGGCUUUCAGCUACUGCGCUCGGUCGAUCUGCAAGCGGAGCAAUGCCUUUGUUGGCUUCAGCUGUGCUGUGCACGAUGAGGCAGCUGCUGGAAUGAGUUUAUUCGGGCCUGCAGAGGAGCAACGCCUUGGGAUAGGGUCCAUCCAAGUGACCUUCACAAUGGAGCGACGCUGCGAGUUCGGCGAGCAUUACGCCGUGGUGGGGGAGGUUGACGAGCUCCGCUUAUGGGAUCCUACUAACGCGGUCGUGGCGCAGUGGUCGGAAGGCCACCAUUGGAAGGUCGCGGUUGAACUCCCAGGAGAUCGUUCGAUCGAGUUCAAGUUUGUGUUACUCGGGCGACACGGCGAAAUCUGGUGGCAGCCGGGUCGCAACCACGUGCUUGCGAUGGCGGGCUUGGCGCGCAGCGUGGACGUGUACGUGCCGUGGGACACGGAGCAGCCGCUGGUGGUGGUUAACCACCCCGAGAAUAGCACCAGCGACUGGAGCCUGAACGGCUCAUUUACCGAGUUCAAUGUCCAGGAGGCUGAGGCGGAGCUGGUUGCGGACGACGAUUCGACAAGCCGCGGCGUCAUGAUGAACGGCCGCUCCAGUCCCAGCGUGAUACUUAACGGCUAUGUGGAUUCUGACAUGGAAUCCUUCAACUAUUCCGACUCUCGCAUGGAAUCCAACGGCUAUUCCAACUCUGGCAUGGAAGCCAAUGGCUAUUCCAACUCGAGCAUAGAAUUUCAUCACUAUUUCCAUUCUCACACGGAAGCCAACGGUUACUCCCAUCGAAGCGUGGAAUCAGCAAGUCUUACGGCAAGCGAUAGCAUAGUCAAUGGGAGCGAGAUUGGAGGUUUUGAUUCUGUCUCUCCAGCACAAGAGAACCAGGCCGUUCCGUUGAUGGCAAAAACUGUGAAUGGCGCAAGUGGCGGCAGCGUUCACAGUGGGGCAGCACGUGACGAGCAAUUCUACAAGCUGGGCGGCAGCAGCCCCGCUGAAGCUGAGGAGGAAAGCUUUAUGAAAGAGCAGAGGAAAGUGGCUGCUGAAUCCAUGGGCGCUAAGUCGUCCACACGCUCUGCAGGAUUCAAUGCUGCACGGACUUUCCCCACAAAGAUGGAUUCAGGGAAAUUCAAAGGAGUGGACGAGGAUGGAGAAGCAGCAUUGGAGUAUGUGCCUGCAUCCAGUGGACAACGAAUGUUCGCUGACAUGGCAGGAAGCGUGGGGGCGGCGUAUGAAGCGGUUUUUGCAGAGCACAAUGAGGACGAGGUCGAUUCAUCCGUGGUUUUAAGUAAGGCAUCGGCCAGUGGCAGUGGCAGCAAGGCUCAGCAACACACCACUGGAGGUCGUGUCAAGACUUCUCAGAAGAUGGGGAGGCAGCGGAAAUCAAACAGCAAGUACCUCUCAGAGCUUUUCUUCAAUGAUGCACACGUCCCACUGCGCCGCUGGGCUGGGGAGCUCUACCUGGACAACCCUUCCAGCACUCCUACUGCAACUUCUCCCUUUGCCAGCCCUGCUCUCCGCUCCACAGCAUCACCAACCCCAUCUAGCUCCAAGCAAACGGCAGAAGCCUUCAUGCCAAGUGCCUCCCAUGGAUCCCUUCCUCUCAAUCUGACCACCAGUGGCGUCCCAGCCUCGCCCCAUUUCGACCCUCGACCCACCAGUGGAUCCUCCUUGACUGCAACCCUGGCACCACCUGCUCCAAGCCCUUUUGAAGGCCUUGGUGAGUUGGUGGAGCGAGGCUUGGGAAGGCUGUUCAGCCGCAUGCAACAUUCAGUGACACGUGCACGCAUGUGGAUGAUCCUCAUCCCCCUGCCGGUGCUCUCCACUCCUCUUGCUGCACUUGUUGUGGCCGUCCAGUUGUUUCUCCUCUUGAGCCUUUUAAGUUGA
Closterium sp. Naga37s-1 is the source of this 3975-nucleotide messenger RNA. The record is from the annotation of a GenBank genome assembly. NCBI's taxonomy places the organism in Eukaryota, Viridiplantae, Streptophyta, Zygnematophyceae, Desmidiales, Closteriaceae.